AAAAAAAAAAAAAAAAAAAUAAAAUAAAAUAAAAAAUGGCAACUGUUAGCCCUUAUAGUGCACAAGGUAUUCAAACAAAGGUAAAAGAUAUCCUUGGACGUGUUGACAAUGAGUUAUCCAAGUACAAGUUGGUAAAUGAUUUUGAACGUAAAACGGGCGUUCCUAAAAGCUAUGUUGCUCUUGGUACCGGCGGUAUUGUCUUUUUGAUGAUCUUUUUUAAUUUGGCUGGUCAAUUGUUAACAAGUGCUAUUUCUUGGCUUUAUCCAGCUUAUGCAUCUUUUAAGGCUAUUGAAACUGUAGAUAAAAAUGAUGAUAAGCAAUGGUUAACUUAUUGGACUGUUAUUGGCUUCAUCCAAAUGAUUGAAUACUUUUCUGAUAUUCUUCUUUAUUGGUUCCCUUUCUAUUAUCUUUUUAAGACAUUGUUUGUUCUUUACUUGGCUUUACCUCAAUUCAAAGGGGCUGAAGUUAUUUAUAGUCGUUUCUUACGUCCCUAUCUUCUUAAUGCUCAAGGAGAUAUUGAUCUUCAUGCUAAUAAGCUUAAGGCAAAGCUUAAUGAAUUCUCUUCUACUACUGACAAGACAGAGUAAAUAAUAAAUAUAUAUAUAUAUAUAUAUAUAUACAUGUAUGUAUGUAUGUAUGUAUGUAUAUUAUAUGAUUAUAUACAUGU
Messenger RNA from Cokeromyces recurvatus, 667 nucleotides. Its product is annotated as TB2/DP1, HVA22 family-domain-containing protein. The coding region runs from base 36 to 587 and encodes 183 amino acids. The transcript has 3 exons. Lineage: Eukaryota; Fungi; Mucoromycota; Mucoromycetes; Mucorales; Mucoraceae. The record is from RefSeq and is a predicted model, not a curated record.